AUGAUUUUCUCAAAAGUCCACCCAAGCAGCCAGCAAAUCAUCAAAGAGACAGUCGACGCCAAUCAAGAUAACUCGCCGUAUCAGCUCAUUCUAGUCCAAAGAAGCGCCUACAGCGCUGGAUACCAACACCAGCAACAAGCAUCUGCUGGCCAGAUCACCAAUGAUGGCGUCAAUAACCAAGCACCUUAG
Molecule: messenger RNA, 189 nt
Organism: Botrytis deweyae
Lineage: Eukaryota; Fungi; Ascomycota; Leotiomycetes; Helotiales; Sclerotiniaceae
Exons: 1
Coding region: 1-189 (62 amino acids)
Source: RefSeq, a predicted model, not a curated record